AUGUCAGUUGCACGCACACCUACGAAAAACAGUUACAAAUCUAUUUCUCCCACACACUAUGGAUCCGAUUCAGCUAUCUAUACCCUCGAGAGCCAUGAACAUAAUAUAGAUGUUAAUAUUAAAAAAAGAUCUAAACGCCGGUUAAAUAAUCCACCCAGCACCUCCGAUUUAACAUUAGCGGACCUAAUGGUAAGAUUGGAUGAAAUGAAUAAAUUGCAAGAUGCUAAGUUCGCUUCUUUGGAGUCAUCCAUGAACGCCUUAUCAAAGCAAAAUGACGAAAUCAAGGACACAGUUAUACAUUUGUCCGCUAAAUAUGAUGAUGUUUUAAAUAACUUAAAAAAACUUCAACAAGAAAAUGACUUUUUUAAAAACCGCAUUAAAACACUAGAAGGGAAGCUUGAACAAUUAGAAAAAAAUGCACGAACAACCACAGUUGAAAUAAGAAAUGUUCCGAUCUUUGAAUCCGAGGACAAGGAAAAUUUAAUUGAAUUUACAAAAAAGUUCGGCACAGUAAUAAACGUUCCGAUUCAGGAUUCGGAAAUUCGUGAUGUGUUCCGGAUGAAGCUGAAAAACAAACCAAACGGUCCUAUCAUCGUCGAUUUCACAUCAACUGUUAAAAGAGAAAAGGUUAUUAAAGCUACAAGAACCUACAACAAAAUGAACACCGGACGUUUAAGCACUGCGAGUUUCAAUAUGGAUGGUGCCGCAAAGCCUAUUUAUGUGUCGGAAGAUACUGUAGCUAUUGCUGUUUAUCGACCUCCCGGAUACAAGAAUAUUAAUAAUUUUCUUCAAUCCCUUAAUAUUAUAGUACUUAAAUAUUCAAGUAAGCGAAAUGUCAUAUUAUUAGGUGAUAUUAAUAUUAACAUAGCUAAACAAAGCAGAGAUGCAAAUCUUCCUAUUUACUUAGAUAUGAUGGCAUUUCACGGAAUGUUGCCUGCGUACUUCUUUCCCACACAUAAUAGAACAUGCUUGGAUCAUGUUAUAUUAAAGACAAAAUUGAAAGCUCGUUGUCUCAUCCUACAAACAACUGUAAGUGAUCAUUAUAGUGUUGCCUUAUACAUUGCUUCUUCUUCUAAACAAAAACCUGCAAAAGUAUUAAAAUACGUAAAUUUCGAACUUUUAAACACAGAACUAAAAAAUAAGGAUUUCAAUUCUUUGUACGAGAUCAAAGAUGUUAACGAAGCCGCUGUUUAUUUCCACAAUAUACUUCAAUCAGCUAUUAAAUCAAACUCAAGAGAAGUCAAAAUUUCUAGACGAAAAGCCAAGGAAACCUGCACUAAUUCGUUUACGGUUGCCGAAUAA
This is a messenger RNA of Parnassius apollo (apollo), 1302 nucleotides long. Lineage: Eukaryota; Metazoa; Arthropoda; Insecta; Lepidoptera; Papilionidae. The record is from the annotation of a GenBank genome assembly.